Messenger RNA from Triticum aestivum (bread wheat), 671 nucleotides. Its product is annotated as auxin-responsive protein SAUR36-like. The transcript has a single exon. Gene Ontology annotation, biological process: response to auxin. The record is from RefSeq and is a predicted model, not a curated record. NCBI's taxonomy places the organism in Eukaryota, Viridiplantae, Streptophyta, Magnoliopsida, Poales, Poaceae. Bases 76 to 531 code for a protein of 151 amino acids.
UCCACAGAUAAAGGCAUUCCAAGCUCCCUCUCGCAGAAGAAUUUCUCCCGCUUCCAGAAACACAAAUAAGCCACCAUGAUGAGUGCCAAGACACUCGCUCGGCUGGCGAAGAAGUGGCAGAGGGUGGUGGCUAUCGGGCGGAAGAGGCUGACCUGGUCGUCAUCAACGUCAGCGGAAGAAACCGGAGGGCCGUGUGGCACAUCAUGCUCAUCGGUGGCCGGCAAGGGACACUUCAUCGUGUACACCACCGACGGUGUGAGGUUCGAGGUGCCGCUUGCGUUCCUUGGCACGACAGUCUUCGGCGAGCUCUUCAGGAUGUCCCAAGAGGAGUUCGGCUUCGCAGGCGUUGACAGUGGCAGAAUCACGCUGCCCUGCGAUGCAUCGAUGAUGGAGUACGCGAUGUGCUUGCUCAGGAGAAGUGCCUCUGCAGAGAUGGAAGCCGCGUUCCUCCACUCCAUGGCGAUGUCAUGCCAUUAUCAUGCGGCAGCACAUCUGGGAGUUAGCCAGCCUUUUGGUGUCUGCAGCUCGUGAUUAGCGUCUGCAGAGAUAUAGGAAAAUAGGAAAAGGCAAUUAGUUUAUGUGAAGUAUUUUGAUCUUUGUUAGAAGAUGGGCAAUAGUAAGAGACAAUGUUCUUCCAACGAAAAGAAAUGCCAAAGCGGAAUUAAUGACAA